Messenger RNA from Chlorocebus sabaeus (green monkey), 8052 nucleotides. It is a transcript of the gene STAB1, whose product is annotated as stabilin 1. The record is from RefSeq and is a predicted model, not a curated record. Gene Ontology annotation, biological process: cell adhesion. Gene Ontology annotation, molecular function: hyaluronic acid binding; calcium ion binding. NCBI's taxonomy places the organism in Eukaryota, Metazoa, Chordata, Mammalia, Primates, Cercopithecidae.
UUUAAGGCCACUGCCCGCCCCGUCCUGCCUGCCUGUGCUGUGCCUGCCUCCUGGAGCUCAUUCCCUACGCCACCAGCUGCCCUGACUCUGUCCUGGACAGCGUGCCCACCAGCCAUGGCGGGGCCCCAGGGCCUCCUCCCGCUCUGCCUCCUGGCCUUCUGCCUGGCAGUCUUCAUCAGGGGGCAGGUGCUGUUCAAAGGCUGUGAUGUGAAAACCACGUUUGUCACUCAUGUACCCUGCACCUCGUGCGCAGCCAUCAAGAAGCAGACGUGUCCCUCAGGCUGGCUUCGGGAGCUCCCAGAUCAGAUAACCCAGGACUGCCGCUACGAAGUACAGCUGGGGGGCUCUAUGGUGUCCAUGAGCGGCUGCAGACGGAAAUGCCGGAAGCAAGUGGUGCAGAAGGCCUGCUGCCCUGGCUACUGGGGUUCCCGGUGCUAUGAAUGCCCUGGGGGCGCUGAGACCCCAUGCAAUGGCCACGGGACCUGCUUGGAUGGCAUGGACAGGAAUGGGACCUGCGUGUGCCAGGAAAACUUCCGCGGCUCAGCCUGCCAGGAGUGCCAAGACCCCAACCGGUUUGGGCCUGACUGCCAAUCGGUGUGCAGCUGUGUGCACGGCGUGUGCAACCGUGGGCCACGUGGGGAUGGAAGCUGCCUGUGCUUUGCUGGAUACACUGGCCCUCACUGUGAUCAAGAGCUGCCCAUCUGCCAGGAGCUGCGCUGUCCCCAAAACACCCAGUGCUCCGCAGAGGCCCCCAGCUGCAAGUGCCUGCCCGGCUACACGCAGCAGGGCAGUGAAUGCCGAGCCCCCAACCCCUGCUGGCCGUCACCCUGUUCACCGCUGGCCCUGUGCUCGGUGAGCCCCAAGGGGCAGGCUCAGUGUCACUGCUCCGACAACUACCAUGGCGAUGGGAUAGUGUGUCUGCCCAAGGACCCAUGCACUGACAACCUUGGUGGCUGCCCCAGCAACUCUACCUUGUGUGUGUACCAGAAGCCAGGCCAGGCCUUCUGCACCUGCCGGCCAGGCCUGGUCAGCAUCAACAGCAAUGCCUCUGCGGGCUGCUUCGCCUUCUGCUCCCCCUUCUCCUGUGACCGGUCUGCCACCUGCCAGGUGACCGCUGAUGGGAAGACCAGCUGUGUGUGCAGGGAGAGUGAGGUGGGGGAUGGGCGUGCCUGCUACGGACACCUGCUCCACGAGGUGCAGAAGGCUACUCAGACCGGCCGGGUGUUCCUGCAGCUGAGGGUCGCUGUGGCCAUGAUGGACCAAGGCUGCCGGGAGAUCCUCACCACAGCAGGCCCGUUCACCGUGCUGGUGCCAUCCAUCUCCUCCUUCUCCUCCAGGACCAUGAACGCAUCCCUUGCCCAGCAGCUCUGCAGACAGCACAUCAUCGCAGGGCAGCACAUCCUGGAGGACACAAGGACCCAACAAACACGAAAGUGGUGGACGCUGGCCGGGCAGGAGAUAACCGUCACCUUCAACCAAUUCACGAAAUACUCCUACAAGUACAAAGACCAGCCCCAGCAGACGUUCAACAUCUACAAGGCCAACAACAUAGCAGCCAAUGGCGUCUUCCACGUGGUCACUGGCCUGCGGUGGCAGCCCCCCUCUGGGACCCCAGGGGAUCCCAAGAGAACUAUUGGUCAGAUCCUCGCCGCUACCGAGGCCUUCAGCCGCUUUGAAACCAUCCUGGAGAACUGUGGGCUGCCCUCCAUCCUGGACGGACCUGGGCCCUUCACAGUCUUUGCCCCAAGCAAUGAGGCUGUGGACAGCUUGCGUGACGGCCGUCUGAUCUACCUCUUCACAGCGGGUCUCUCUAAACUGCAGGAGUUGGUGCGGUACCAUAUCUACAACCAUGGCCAGCUGACUGUUGAGAAGCUCAUCUCCAAAGGUCGGAUCCUCACCAUGGCGAACCAGGUCCUGGCUGUGAACAUCUCUGAGGAGGGGCGCAUCCUGCUGGGACCUGAGGGAGUCCCACUGCAGAGGGUAGACGUGCUGGCUGCCAAUGGCGUGAUCCACAUGCUGGACGGCAUCCUGCUGCCCCCGACCAUCCUGCCCAUCCUGCCCAAGCACUGCAGCGAGGAGCAGCACAAGAUCGUGGCGGGCUCCUGUGUGGACUGCCAAGCCCUGAACACCAGCACGUGUCCCCACAACAGUGUGAAACUGGACAUCUUCCCCAAGGAGUGUGUCUACAUCCACGACCCAACUGGGCUCAAUGUGCUAAAGAAGGGCUGUGCCAGUUACUGCAACCAAACCGUCACGGAACAAGGCUGCUGCAAAGGUUUUUUCGGGCCUGACUGCACACAGUGUCCUGGGGGCUUCUCCAACCCCUGCUAUGGCAAAGGCAAUUGCAGUGAUGGGAUCCAGGGCAACGGGGCCUGCCUCUGCUUCCCAGACUACAAGGGCAUCGCCUGCCACAUCUGCUCCAACCCAAACAAGCAUGGAGAUCAGUGCCAGGAAGACUGCGGCUGUGUCCACGGUCUCUGCGACAACCGCCCAGGCAGUGGGGGGGUGUGCCAGCAGGGCACGUGUGCCCCCGGCUUCAGCGGCCGGUUCUGCAACGAGUCCAUGGGGGACUGUGGGCCCACAGGGCUGGCCCAGCACUGCCACCUGCAUGCCCGCUGUGUUAGCCAGGAGGGUGUUGCCAGAUGUCGCUGUCUUGAUGGCUUUGAGGGUGAUGGCUUCUCCUGCACACCCAGCAACCCCUGCUCCCACCCGGACCGUGGCGGCUGCUCAGAGAAUGCUGAGUGUGUUCCUGGGUCCCUGGGCACCCACCACUGCACAUGCCACAAAGGCUGGAGUGGGGAUGGCCGCGUCUGUGUGGCUAUUGAUGAGUGUGAACUGGACGUGAGAGGUGGCUGCCACGCCGAUGCCCUCUGCAGCUACGUGGGCCCCGGGCAGAGCCGAUGCACCUGCAAGCUGGGCUUUGCCGGGGACGGCUACCAGUGCAGCCCCAUCGACCCCUGCCGGGCAGGCAAUGGUGGCUGCCAUGGCCUGGCCACCUGCCGGGCAGUGGGGGGAGGUCAGCGGGUCUGCACGUGCCCCCCUGGCUUUGGGGGUGAUGGCUUCAGCUGUUAUGGAGACAUCUUCCGGGAGCUGGAGGCAAAUGCCCACUUCUCCAUCUUCUACCAGUGGUUUAAGAGUGCUGGCAUCACGCUUCCUGCCGAUGGCCGAGUCACAGCCCUGGUGCCCUCCGAGGCUGCCAUCCGUCAGCUGAACCCUGAGGAGCGAGCUUUCUGGUUGCAGCCAAGGAUGCUGCCAAGCCUGGUCAGGGCCCAUUUUCUCCAGAGUGCACUCUUCGAGGAGGAGCUUGCCCGGCUGGGUGGGCAGGAAGUGGCCACCCUGAACCCCACCACACGCUGGGAGAUUCGCAACAUUAGUGGGAGGGUCUGGGUGCAGAAUGCCAGCGUGGACGUGGCUGACCUCCUUGCCACCAACGGUGUCCUACACAUCCUCAGCCAGGUCUUACUACCCUCCCGAGGGGAUGUGCCCGGUGGGCAGGGGUUGCUGCAGCAGCUGGACUUGGUGCCUGCCUUCAGCCUCUUCCGGGAGUUGCUGCAGCGCCAUAGGUUGGUGUCCCAGAUUGAGGCCGCCACUGCCUACACCAUCUUUGUGCCCACCAACCGCUCCCUGGAGGCUCAGGGCAACAGCAGCCACCUGGACGCAGACACGGUGCGGCACCAUGUGGUCCUGGGGGAGGCCCUCUCCAUGGAAACCUUGCGGAAGGGUGGACACCGAAACUCCCUCCUGGGCCCUGCCCACUGGAUCGUCUUCUACAACCACAGUGGCCAGCCUGAGGUGAACCAUGUGCCACUGGAAGGUCCCAUGCUGGAGGCCCCUGGCCGCUCGCUGAUUGGUCUGUCAGGGGUCCUGACGGUGGGCUCAAGUCGCUGCCUGCACAGCCACGCUGAGGCGCUGAGGGAGAAAUGUGUAAACUGCACCAGGAAAUUCCGCUGCACUCAGGGCUUCCAGCUGCAGGACACACCCAGGAAGAGCUGUGUCUACCGAUCUGGCUUCUCCUUCUCCCGGGGCUGCUCUUACACAUGUGCCAAGAAGAUCCAGGUGCCGGACUGCUGUCCUGGUUUCUUUGGCACGCUGUGUGAGCCAUGCCCAGGAGGCCUGGGGGGGGUGUGCUCGGGCCAUGGGCAGUGCCAGGACAGGUUCCUGGGCAGCGGGGAGUGCCACUGCCAUGAGGGCUUCCAUGGAACGGCCUGUGAAAUGUGUGAGCUGGGCCGCUACGGGCCCAACUGCACCGGAGUGUGUGACUGUGCCCAUGGGCUGUGCCAGGAGGGGCUGCAAGGGGACGGAAGCUGUGUCUGUAACGUGGGCUGGCAGGGCCUCCGCUGUGACCAGAAAAUCACCAGUCCUCAGUGCCCUAGGAAGUGCGACCCCAACGCCAACUGCGUGCAGGACUCGGCCGGAGCCUCCACCUGCGCCUGUGCUGCGGGAUACUCCGGCAAUGGCGUCUUCUGUUCAGAGGUGGACCCCUGUGCCCAUGGCCAUGGAGGCUGCUCCCCUCAUGCCAACUGUACCAAGGUGGCACCUGGGCAGCGGACAUGCACCUGCCAGGAUGGCUACAUGGGCGACGGGGAGCUGUGCCAGGAAAUUAACAGCUGUCUCAUUCACCACGGGGGCUGCCACAUUCAUGCUGAGUGCAUCCCCACUGGCCCCCAGCAGGUCUCCUGCAGCUGCCGCGAGGGUUACCGUGGGGAUGGCAUCCGGACCUGCGAGCUCCUGGACCCCUGCUCUAAGAACAAUGGAGGUUGCAGCCCAUAUGCCACCUGCAAAAGCACAGGGGAUGGCCAGAGGACAUGUACCUGUGACACAGCCAACACCGUGGGGGACGGCCUCACCUGCCGUGCCCGAGUCGGCCUGGAGCUCCUGAGGGAUAAGCAUGCCUCAUUCUUCAGCCUCCGCCUCCUGGAAUACAAGGAGCUCAAGGGCGAUGGGCCUUUCACCAUCUUUGUGCCGCACGCAGAUCUAAUGAGCAACCUGUCGCAGGAUGAGCUGGCCCGGAUUCGCGCUCAUCGCCAGCUGGUGUUUCGCUACCACGUGGUUGGCUGCCGGCGGCUGCGGAGCGAGGACCUGCUGGAGCAGGGGUACGCCACAGCGCUCUCGGGGCACCCACUGCGCUUCAGCGAGAGGGAGGGCAGCAUAUACCUCAAUGACUUCGCGCGUGUAGUGAGCAGCGACCAUGAGGCCGUUAAUGGCAUCCUGCACUUCAUUGACCGUGUCCUGCUGCCCCCCGACGCGCUGCAUUGGGAGCCGGAUGAUGAACCCAUCCCAAGGAGAAAUGUCACUGCUGCUGCCCAGGGCUUCGGUUACAAGAUCUUCAGCGGCCUCCUGAAGGUGGCCAGCCUCCUGCCCCUGCUUCGAGAGGCAUCCCAUAGGCCCUUCACAAUGCUGUGGCCCACAGACGCCGCCUUUCGAGCCCUGCCUCCGGAUCGCCAGGCCUGGCUGUACCAUGAGGACCACCGUGACAAGCUAGCAGCCAUUCUGCGGGGCCACAUGAUCCGCAAUGUCGAGGCCUUGGCAUCUGACCUGCCCAACCUGGGCCCACUUCGAACCAUGCAUGGGACCCCCAUCUCUUUCUCCUGCAGUCGAACGCGGCCCGGUGAGCUCAUGGUGGGUGAGGAUGAUGCCCGCAUUGUGCAGCGGCACUUGCCCUUUGAGGGUGGCCUGGCCUACGGCAUCGACCAGCUGCUGGAGCCACCUGGCCUUGGUGCUCGCUGUGACCACUUUGAGACCCGGCCCCUGCGACUGAACACUUGCAGCAUCUGUGGGCUGGAGCCACCCUGUCCUGAGGGGUCACAGGAGCAGGGCAGCCCUGAGGCCUGCUGGCGCUUGUACCCGAAGUUCUGGACGUCCCCUCCGCUGCGCUCUUUGGGAUUACACAGCGUCUGGGUCCAGCACAGCCUUUGGGCUAGGCCCCAAGGCCUGGGCAGGGGCUGCCACCGCAAUUGUGUCACCACCACCUGGAAACCCAGCUGCUGCCCUGGUCACUAUGGCAGUGAGUGCCAAGCUUGCCCUGGCGGCCCCAGCAGCCCUUGUAGUGACCGUGGCAUGUGCAUGGACGGCAUGAGUGGCAGUGGGCAGUGUCUGUGCCGUUCAGGUUUUGCUGGGACAGCCUGUGAACUCUGUGCACCGGGUGCCUUUGGGCCCCAUUGUCAAGCCUGCCGCUGCACUGUGCAUGGCCGUUGUGAUGAGGGUCUUGGGGGCUCUGGCUCCUGCUUCUGUGAUGAAGGCUGGACUGGGUCACACUGUGAGGUGCAACUGGAGCUGCAGCCUGUGUGUACCCCACCCUGUGCACCCAAGGCUGUGUGCCGUGCAGGCAACAGCUGCGAGUGCAGCCUGGGCUACGAAGGGGAUGGCCGCGUGUGUACAGUGGCAGACCUGUGCCAGGACGGGCAUGGUGGCUGCAGUGAGCACGCCAACUGCAGCCAGGUAGGAACAGCGGUCACUUGUACCUGCCUGCCCGACUAUGAGGGUGAUGGCUGGAGCUGCCGGGCCCGCAACCCCUGCACAGAUGGCCACCGCGGGGGCUGCAGCGAGCAUGCUGACUGCUUGAGCACCGGCCUGAACACACGGCGCUGUGAGUGCCACGCAGGCUACGUAGGCGAUGGACUGCAGUGUCUGGAGGAGUUGGAACCGCCUGUGGACCGCUGCCUGGGCCGGCCACCCCCCUGCCACUCAGAUGCCGUGUGCACUGAUCUGCAUUUCCAGGAGAAACGGGCUGGUGUCUUCCACCUCCAGGCCACCAGCGGCCCUUAUGGUCUGAACUUUUCAGAGGCUGAGGCGGCAUGCAAAGCCCAGGGAGCCAUCCUUGCUUCAUUCCCUCAGCUCUCUGCUGCCCAGCAGCUGGGCUUCCACCUGUGCCUCAUGGGCUGGCUGGCCAACGGCUCUGCUGCCCACCCUGUGGUUUUCCCUGUGGCGGACUGUGGCAAUGGUCGGGUGGGCAUAGUCAGCCUGGGUGCCCGCAAGAACCUCUCGGAGCGCUGGGAUGCCUACUGCUUCCGCGUGCAAGAUGUGGCCUGCCGAUGCCGAGAUGGCUUCGUGGGUGAUGGGAUCAGCACAUGCAAUGGGAAGCUGUUGGAUGUGCUGGCUGCCACUGCCAACUUCUCCACCUUCUAUGGGAUGCUACUGGGCUAUGCCAAUGCCACCCAGCGGGGUCUCGACUUCCUGGACUUCCUGGAUGAUGAACUCACGUAUAAGACACUCUUUGUCCCUGUCAAUGAAGGCUUUGUGGACAACAUGACGCUGAGUGGCCCAGACUUGGAGCUGCACGCCUCCAACGCCACCCUCCUAAGUGCCAACGCCAGCCAGGGGAAGUUGCUUCCAGCCCACUCAGGCCUCAGCCUCAUCAUCAGUGAUGCAGGCCCUGACAACAGUUCCUGGGCCCCUGUGGUGAGUCUGGCAGCUGUCCCACCCUGUUGGCCCUGGCCCUUGCUCACCAUGGGCUUGACUCUGAUCUCCCUGCAGGCCCCGGGGACAGUUGUGGUUAGCCAUGUCAUCGUGUGGGACAUCAUGGCCUUCAAUGGCAUCAUCCAUGCUCUGGCCAGCCCCCUCCUGGCACCCCCACAGCCUCAGGCAGUGCUGGCGCCCAAAGCCCCACCUGUGGCGGCAGGCGUGGGGGCUGUGCUUGCUGCUGGAGCACUGCUUGGCUUGGUGGCUGGAGCUCUCUACCUCCGUGCCCAAGGCAAGCCCACGGGCUUUGGCUUCUCUGCCUUCCAGGCGGAAGAGGAUGCUGCUGAUGACUUCUCACCGUGGCAAGAAGGGACCAACCCCACCCUGGUCUCUGUCCCCAACCCUGUCUUUGGCAGUGACACCUUUUGUGAACCUUUCCAUGACUCACUCCUGGAGGAGGACUUCCCUGACACCCAGAGGAUCCUCACAGUCAAGUGAUGAGACUGGGGCUGAAAGCAGAGGCACGUGUAGGGAGAAGACCACUUUUAUUGCUUGUCUGGGUGGACGCCCAGGGUGGACAGGGUGGGAGGGGCUGGGGGCCUGUCCCGGACAAUAAAGGCACCCUCAGCGGAUGUGGGCCAUGUCGCCAAGGAA